This is a messenger RNA of Trichomonas vaginalis G3, 813 nucleotides long. RefSeq lists its product as uncharacterized. Lineage: Eukaryota; Parabasalia; Trichomonadida; Trichomonadidae. The transcript has a single exon. The coding region runs from base 1 to 813 and encodes 270 amino acids. The record is from RefSeq and is a predicted model, not a curated record.
AUGAGUGUUUAUAGUAUUCCAAAGUCAUCGUACAUAGUUUUUACUGAAUUUCAAAAUAUCAAAGGUAAUGUAGUGACUUCAAAAGGUAAAAAAUUUGAAAUUCUUGGUUCAACAAAUAUUGUUGCUAUUUAUUUCAAUUCCACAGGAAAUAUAUCAUUAUAUACAGAAGAAUCAUCUCCACAAGCAUGUAAGCUCGUUCAUUAUAGAGAUUUUUCACCAAAUUGCACUAAAAUCAUUACAAUUUCCGGACCAAGAACAUAUAUAAUGGAUGGUAAAUAUGGUGAAAACAGUUGCCUUGUAACAGCAUUUUCACUUGGUUAUAUUCAAACAAUAGAAUUUGGAGCAAUGAAUUCUUCAUAUUACGGAGCUGAUGGUAUUGAUCAAUACACAUUCUUCAAAAUAUUUUUCUUCUCUGCUCAAUAUACAAACUUCACUCCAUUAUAUCCAAAUGAGAAUGUUUCUCUAAAAUACGAAAUCAAAACUACGAAUGAAGAUCGUUCAUUGAAGUAUACAAUAGAAGAUGACUCAGAUUAUAAGGCAUAUUACCUCACAGAAAAGUCCUUCAAGAAACUAAGGACUGGCGAAGAUAACACUGAUAUAGAAAUGAGCACAAUCAUUUGGAUGAGCUGUAUGAUUGUUGUUGUUAUUUUAUGUAUUGUUGGUGUUGUUGUUCUUUAUGUUUUCCUCAGAAAACGUCGCCCAGCUCAUUCCCGACAUGAAGAUAAAGAAGAGCCAACACAACCAACAACAAAUGGUGAAUCUAGCCAAGAGAAAUAUUCAGAACCUCUUGUUGAUAAUGCUGAUCAGGUAUAA